Messenger RNA from Cinara cedri, 855 nucleotides. NCBI's taxonomy places the organism in Eukaryota, Metazoa, Arthropoda, Insecta, Hemiptera, Aphididae. The record is from the annotation of a GenBank genome assembly.
AUGGUGAGAGAAUUCAAACAGCCGGUAAACGUGUCGCCGUUGAUUCGUCUGGGUCGGUACACCGCGCUGAUCGCUGGAAUCGCGUACGGCGUCUGUAGAAACAGUUAUUUGCAGCGUAAGGAAGAUGAAAAAAAAGUGAUUCGUCAGAAGCGUCAUGACGGCAUCUGCCGUCCGUCGGAAAAACAAUGCGCGAAGCAUACUGGCGAAAUCAAGAUGAUCUACCCGGCGCCGCAGUACGAUGAGAUAUCCCAGUCGGAAAUAAUCGCCGGUCUUAACGUACGUAUAAUACUCUACAGGAUUACACGCCGUUUGAGAACUUAGGUGUUCUCAAAAAAUUUGGAAAAAAAAAUUGUAUUUUUAUUCCUAACACUAAUGUAUAAUCUAUUCGUAGGCCGAUUUCUCGUCAAUAAGUGAAAUGUAGAACAACGUUUGUUGAAAUGGCUGAUUUGAAUUUCCCCGGAGGUGACCGGUGAUUUCUCUUCAAUAUUCUGAGAUAAUGUACCGAUAGUCAUUCUCUGACGGGCUCGUUUGGAUCUCCUCGGCCGAAUGUUUGGCUGUGGCCGGCCUACGUUCUUCCGGCCGGUGCUCAACAAGCGAUCUUCACUGCGUAGGCCGGAGAGGAUCUGACCCGAGAUGCGGACGGCGUUUUCCCAGGCCACGGGGUGGGUUGUAUUCCGGUCGUUCUCGCUUUUUUCGUAGGUCGGAGUACAGCCUCGUCACCCCGGCCGUGAUGACGACGGUGGCGUUUCCUUCACGGGCUACGGGACGGUCCGUAUUCCGAAGAGUCUUUGCCGCCGGGAAGGUCGUCCUCCAAGGUCGAUCGCUGCCGGUAUUCCUCAGACUACUGUAUGGUAA